CAGCCCAGUAACCGAAUAAGUACUCUAUCAUAAAACUCGGUGCAAAACUCCAUUCUUUUCAGUACUCGUGGUAUUUACUCGCGCUGAAACUAUCUUCAUUUUACUCGUUGCAUAAACUACUAUUUCUCCGAACACUUGACUUGGCAUAAUCUGGCAUAUUAGCCGAAUUUCCAAAUACGGUCAGCGCAGCAACCCCCUUGUUGCCAUUGGUAACGGUUUUUUAAUAAAUCGAUUCAUUCAUGGUCCUGCUUCUAAUCUCCGAGACCGGAUUCAACUGCUGAGAUAUGGCUGAUUUGGAUUAUCCAGAGAUAAACCCCGCCAAUGAUCUGGAGAAGCGUAUCGCGGACGCGUUUCUUAUAUUUGACCACCACGGCAACAAAACUGUGGACGUGCGUGAAAUCGGCACCAUACUGCGCUUCCUAGGUUGCGUUCCGACGGAAGCGGACGUAAACGAGGUGAUUUCCGCUACCGAGUUUGAAGACUCGAACGGGACGGUGCACCUGUCGAAAUUUUUGCCCUUUUGCAGCCAGCUCAUUGCGGAGCACAAGCUGGAACCGGCCCCGCCGGAGAAGCUGCUGAAGGCGUUCCGCGUGCUAGACCAGGAGGGCAAAGGCCUGGUCGAUCGGGAUUACAUGACGAAGCUGAUUACGGAGGAGGGCGAACCGUUUACGGCCGAGGAGCUGGAGGAGAUGAUGGCCGUCGCGGUGGACAUGGCGACCGAUAAGAUUCCCUACGAGAAUUAUUUAAAUCAGCUGUUGCACGAACCUCAAGACUCAAUUUAUGCUUUGGCUGAUCAGUUCAGAAAUCAAAUCAAGAGAAAGACAAUUUUCAAAUUUUACAAGCGAUAAUAAAUGUUUUUAA
Messenger RNA from Culex quinquefasciatus (southern house mosquito), 861 nucleotides. RefSeq names its product dynein regulatory complex protein 8. The transcript has 3 exons. The record is from RefSeq and is a predicted model, not a curated record. Lineage: Eukaryota; Metazoa; Arthropoda; Insecta; Diptera; Culicidae. The coding region runs from base 285 to 848 and encodes 187 amino acids. Gene Ontology annotation, molecular function: calcium ion binding.